Hippoglossus stenolepis (Pacific halibut) is the source of this 10374-nucleotide messenger RNA. RefSeq names its product supervillin. Lineage: Eukaryota; Metazoa; Chordata; Actinopteri; Pleuronectiformes; Pleuronectidae. The record is from RefSeq and is a predicted model, not a curated record. The transcript is spliced from 41 exons. Bases 1477 to 9498 code for a protein of 2673 amino acids. Gene Ontology annotation, cellular component: actin cytoskeleton; cytoplasm. Gene Ontology annotation, molecular function: phosphatidylinositol-4,5-bisphosphate binding; actin filament binding. Gene Ontology annotation, biological process: barbed-end actin filament capping; actin polymerization or depolymerization; actin filament severing.
GGAGUGAGAAAGAAAACAAGGCAGAGCAGCGUGCAGACGUGGAGACGGUCCCCUGGUAAACACGGGCCGGCGGCUGACAGGGUGACCUCGCUCCCCGAGGCAGCCACUCACAACACAUGUUGCCUUAUUAGGGGCGUCUACAGGCAGCGUGGGCAGACCUGGGAAGGUGGAGGGGGGGGGGGGUUUGUGUGUGAAAGGGAGAAAAAGCAUCACACAGAGGAGGUGAGUUAACGUGCAGGCAAGACAGUCCAAAAGUUUGUAACGAGAGUAAAGAGCCGGGGUUUUAUUACCAAGUUACCUCUGCAAUGCAGUUCACAAAAUACUUUAUCUCAAUGAAGUGCAACACUUUGCACAUCCCUGCAUAUUAUCAUAUUAUAUAACCUGUUCUCUUUGCCGUAUCACCGUAUUAUUAACAGGUUUUCAUUGUUUUUCACCUGCUCAGAGUGUAAGAUGUGGAGCAGAAAGAGACUUGCCUUUGAUGGGAUGAUUAACUGUUGAACAGAGUAUUCUAUCUAAACUGGCAUCAAGACAAGGAUGUCAGUAAAAGCCUUACAACCAUAAAGAACUGUAUUUCCAGGGGUAAUCUGAAUUUUACAAUCUUCGGACCCCCAUGCUUCCCGAGCUCGAAGGUUACUGGUUUGGAUACCAGUUGGUGGUUCCCCCCCACAGUCCAAAAACAUGCAGAUUGGGAUUAGGUUGAUUGGAGACUCUAAAUUGACUUUAGGUGUAAAAGUGAUUGUGAAUGGUUGUUUGGCCUUGUGAUACGCUGGUGGCCUGUCCAGGAUGUGCCCCGCCUCUUGCUCAAUGUCAGCUCGGUUUGGCUCCAGCCCACCGCGACCCUCAACUGAUGGGCGUUAAAGAUAAUGAAUUGAUGGAUGAACACAUUUAAAAACAGAAUAAGGAAGAUUUCACAGCCAAACUAUCUGAACAUUUUAAAUUUAAUACAGUUUUUGGACAUUAUCUUGCACUCAGCUGUCUUGACUGAAGCACACCUGAUGUGUUGUGGGCUUUAAGGAUACCAUCUGACUCCCAGUAGCCCUGGACCCCAUACCAGCCCUGCUGCCCUGCUGGCACCCUCCUCCAAUCCUGUUCCAGAGUUUUUAUCAUCAAGGCUAAUUUCUGCCUGUAAUCUGAUUAGGGCUCUGAGCUGCUUUAGCACCCUGCUGUGCUGUCUCUCUCUCUCUCUCCCCUCCACUCCACUGACACACACACACACACACACACACACACACACUGUCUGACAGCCAGUCUGUGCAGGCUGUAGCUCGCUGUGUAGCCAGGGCAGUCACUGCGCUGUGGCUGUGUGCUCGCCUGUGUGUGUGUGCUCGUGUCACCACUUUCAUCCCAGCCUGUCUGCUUGCCGGGAGCAGCCCUCGCCUCCGCCGCUGCAACUCCUGCUGUCCAACAUCGUCACCACCGCUGUGACACCGGAGGGGAGUCUAGCAGCGAGGCUGUCUGCUGCUCACCUCCUUAAACAUGUUUCGAAACCCAUGGAUCUCUAGUUACCAUGUGAACCAUGUCCAGCCCUGUGGCCAAGGAUCUGGAUCCAAAGCUCCGGCCAAACUCUGCAGCUCUGCCUCGUUUCCAUCCGAAGCCUUAAGUUUUCAGAGUGACUUCUCCUUGGGUGACAAGACCGCCUUGGUCAAGAGUGUUUCGGAUACAGAUGCCAAACUUCUGGUCGUCCUUCCCAAGGUUUCAGAGUUGAAGAAACACUUUGAGACUCCUGUCACAAAGGAUUUGGAGAUGAACAGGAAGGAGAGGAUAGCCCGGCGUCUGGAGGGGAUGGAAAGUGAUGCUCCUCCUGCUCUGGUACCCGGUGGUUUGGUAGCCAACAGAAUGCUGGAGGAGGAUCCGCCGCGGUACACCCGCGCCUCAGACCCCUGUGAGCCUUGUGUGAUGGUGAGGCGCUACAGUCGAGAGGAUUUUGAUGCACCCCAGAAGAAGAUGGCAUCUUCAGACAGAUCACCUCAGGUCAAAGGUGGAGUUGGCAGUGGACGUCCAGAGCCAAAGUUGGUGUAUGUCGACCCAGUAACGUUGUCCACCUCCUCUACACCCACAUCUGGCCCCACAGACCCCUCCAGCCUCAGUUCCAAGGCUGAGCGCAUAGCCCGCUACAAAGCAGAGCGCCGCCGCCAGCUAUCAGAGCGUUACGGCAUCCUCCUGGAUCAGGAGGCGGACACCGACUUCACACCAUGCCACAGGCCCCGCCGAGAGCCUGAGACCUCUGGUCGACAGACAACUGCCAGGCGAGACAAAGACGGACAGGAAUCAGAGGAACUGGGACGGGACCCCAGGGUGCCAUACCGCUCUGGAGUGGGCAAGGUUUACAUGAGGACUCAUCCAGAUGCUGCACCUGUUAACACAUCAAACCCCGCCCACACAACCCCAGCUCCUCCCCCCACACAGGAAAGACAGAGCAGAUAUUCUGAGCGGGAAAGAGCGAUGAACAUGGAGAACUAUCGGCGUGGUGGACCCCAAGAGCGCAGAACCACUUCAAGAUCCAGAACCCAGGAACUGCAUCCGCCCCAGCCCCAACAACCACAGAACCCCCCACACCACCAAGACGCUGCCCACCAGGAGCCAAGCCCCGCCUCCACAAGGGAUUACAGCAUCGCAGCAGUGCCCAACUCGCCUCGCACCGCCCGCCGGGCAUCCCUGCCCUCCACCCGCUACGGCAUAUCGCCUGGGGAUUUAUUCAUAGAGCAGCAGGCCCAGAGCAUCCUAAACAGACAGGGAAUCCGAGCAAGGGAACGAUUGUCCAGAGAUGAAACUGCCCAGAGGCCCCCUGACUGGAGUCCAGACAUGAAUCAGGUUAACAGACACCGUACUCAAAGGAACACUGCUCAGUAUACGCCACAGCACGCAGAAUCCACCCAGCAAAGGACUGUUCACCAGCCUCAGCCCAGCCCUGGCCACCAUCCUUCUCAUGGGCAAACAGCCUACCCUUCCACUCCUCCGGAGUACCGACAUUCUGCUCCUGCUGUGGAUUCACAGCCCUAUUUGGGUAUGCCUGCCCCAGUGGCUACUGCCAAACUUCCUGUACCUCCUGAGGUACUACCACGAAGGAGAGUGAGUGCCGACCAAAUCCAUGCCGCUCACAAGGAGGCAAGAUUAGAGGCCAGGCAGGCCCUGAAGGAAGAGGCCCAAACAGAGGGCCUGCUUAAGAGUAGGAAAGCUGUGCUGCCUUCAGAGAUCCGCCGGAGAGAAAAGAGUGUGGAUGAUCCUCACAGAGGCCGGCAUGAAGAUAUGGACUGGCAAAACUACAGCCCAGAACAGAGGAGGAUGAAUCAAGGCGAGGAAGACUGGGAUUGGGACAAAACGAGGGAGAGGGGGAGAGAGAGAAAUGUUGAGAGGAUGAGGGAAAGGGGGAGACAGAAUGUUGACAGCCAAGAGGAGAGAAUAUUUAAAUCUUUGCAGCCAUCCCACUCAUCUGUACGGCAGCAGCCCAGGCAGCAUCAAUCCUCAGACACUAUGUUCCAUCAAGAGCCCCAAAUUCCGUAUCAAGAGCCACCAAUGCAACAACAGUAUGAACCCAGUAAGAGGCAACAUGUUGCUCAAAUUCAGCAGCCAGACCCACAAAGGCAGCACCAGUAUGACCAGUCGAGACAGCCGCAAGAGCCUCAAAGACAACAACCCUUUCAAAUAAGGCAGGAGUACAAGCUCCAACAACAAGAACCUCCAAGUCAGCAACAUGACCUUGAGAAAAGAACAGAUCCACAACUAGACAAAGAGUUUGAGCCUCGGAGGGAGCAGCAGCAGGAUCGUUCAGAGCAACAGAGGUUUGACUCGGCUGUCUACCUCCAGAAGGUAUCUUCUUUGCCUCAGGUCAAAAGCAGAAGCAUGGAGCUCGGCGGAGGGCCCAAACCCAAGACUCGAACACGCUCCAUGUCAGAUAUAGGUAUUAGCGAGCAUUCUGCUAUGUAUCGUAUGGAGAGGGCAGCAGCCAGCCGGGACGCAUCCAGAGCCAUUCCAUCUGCAGGGGUGGCUAACGGGGAUUUGGGCACCCUGGACACCAGGGUGUCGGUAGCACAGCUGCGACACUCCUAUCUGGAAAAUGCCAACCGGAAACCUGAGUUUGAGGCCACUAAAGUAGAUCUGUCAGCAACGGAGGUAGAUCCAGCUAGUGGCAGUGAUCGAGACAGGCCUGCUCGGAGGCCUCGUCGCUACAUCACUCCAGGAGAGAGUCGCAUGUCGGAGAGGUUUAGGACCCAGCCCAUCACCUCUGCAGAGCGUUUGGAGUCUGAUAGGUCACGUCUCAGCCCAUCACAGCUACAGGAUCCUGACGAUGAAGAGAAGCUUGACGACAGAGCCAAGAUGAGCGUGGCUGCCAAGAGGUCUCUCUUCAGGGACUUGGAGAGGAUAUCAGACGGGAGCGUUCCCAAACCACGUUCCCGAAAUGCUGCUGUCGAAAGACGUCUAAGAAGAGUUCAAGACCGAUCACAAACGCAACCUGUCACCAACAGGGAGGUGGUCAAUGCUUCAAGUGACGCUGCCACAUUGCCGCAAACUGGGGACACUCACACGGCUGUAGCUUGCAUUCCCAGCUCCACUGUCGUCAACACAAGUGUGACAAACAAGAGCAUGCAGGCCUCCUCCCAGCUGGACUCAGCAGUGAAGGAGAAGGAUGUGGAGGAGCACCAGAAACCAGCUCAAGCUCCUCGUGUCGGGGCGGAAGGCGAUGGCCAGGAACUUGUCUCAAAUGAGCCUGACCUGUCCAGCCUCACCCUGGCGGAGAAGAUGGCCCUCUUCAACCGCCUUGCUCUGAUUACAGACAAGCCCAGUGAAGGGGCCCAUGGGGACACCCGCCAGCGCAGGGCCAAUGCUCGCUUUCAGACCCAGCCUAUCACUCAAGGAGAAGUGCAGCAGGAAGCUGAGGGACCUGUCACCUCCGCAGCGGGUAACGACAACUUAAAGGCCGUGAAGAGAGUCCAUCUGAAGAACGGAGGCGAGAUCAAAGUGGAGCCUUUGUCAGCGUCCCUGGUUCGAUCGGUGGCAGCAGUCACCUCCCAAGCGGCUGUCGCCACGGUAACCAUUAAGCCAGGCAGCAGCAGUGUUUGUGACGAUGACGGCCUCCGUCCAGGGAAGUCCACCGCCAUCCCCUACAUCCCUGCCCAACAACAGGCUUCCAGCAACACCAGCAGCCACCAGGAGAGAGCGCUAAGGUAUUUCUCCAUGACCCAGAGCGGGGACCCCGGCCACCCUGAGCCUGAGCUCACCUCCUCCCCUCUCCUCCCUGAGAGCCAGGAGAGAGUGGGGGCUCCUCCUGCUCCCAUCUCCACUGCUGGUCACAGGCAGCAGCGGGAGGCUGUGGAGGAGGGCUGGAGGGAGUAUCAAGAGGAGGAGGUUAGGGGUAGACGGCAGGGAGGAGCUACAGAAGACAGCCAAGGCGGCAACAUUAAGGAGAGGCUGCACUCCCCCGACAAGGACUGGGACGGCAGGCAGCAUCAGCAUCCCCAGCAUCAGCACCCUGCCGAGCCCUCUUUGUGGAGGGCCGAGUCAGAGCCUCUGUCCAGCUGGAGAGCUGCAGACAGAGAUCCAGAGGGAGGAGGAAGAGGAGGCUACCUGAGAGAGGCUGCAGCCGUGCACAGCUCCUCCACACGGGAGCAGGAGAGGAGCAGUGGCCGGAGCCAGGCAGGCGUCUCAGAUCAUUCUGCACCACUGAGGCCACUGGUAGCUAAAGUGUCCUCCAGGACAGUGUCUCACGUGUCCAGCAGCCAGCAGCAGCAGCAGCAGCAAACUGUAAACCUGCCUCCUCAAACUCUUCCGAAACCCUUCACACAGCCGCCUCUUGCGUCCCAGCCCAAACCACUGUCCAUCAUCCAGCCCCAGCCGUACUCCCAGCACUCCCAGCCCCCGCCAACAUAUCCGAAACCUUUCACCCAGUCCCCUCAAACUCAGCCCAAACCUCAGGGAUUCGUCCAGCCUCUUCCUAAGCCUUACCCACAGACCGCCCCCCAGCCUCCGCCCAAACCUCAGGUGCCUCCACAGACACCACCCAAGCCCCAGUCCUUCCCCAAGGCCCUGGUCAAGUCCCAGUCCCUGCCCCUGGACAACAGUGAGGACUUCAGCAGGGACAGUAUCCAGUCUGGAGAUCUGCUGUCCCCCACAGACUCUGGAGAUCUACUGUGUGACGGCAUGUCCAGCAAACAGAUGUCCAUCCGGGAGAGAGUGGCGCUGCUGAAGAAGAGUGGUGAGGAGGACUGGAAGAACCGGAUCAACAAGAAGCAGGAAGUGGUGAAGGUAGCGUCCGCUGAGCAGCCGGCUCCGGUGUGGGAGCCGGAGCCGGAGCCGACCUGCCAUGAGAAGGAGGAAGAGGUGGUCGUUCAGGACUACUCUGCUGUGUCUGUGUCCGAGCAGCUCUGGGAACCUGUCUUCUCCUCCACCUAUUCUCCUCCUAUCUCACUUGGCCAAAAGUGUCAGUAUAUUGAGCAUCCCGGUCAGAAGGUGGGAGAGGACAUUGACGCUCAGAUGACCAUUGAGGAGAGGAAACUGAUGAUUUCCACUCGUGAGGAUGCCUGGAGGACGAAGGGCAGAGGAGCAGCCAACGACUCCACCCAGUACACGGUGGCUGCACGGAUGGUGAAGAAAGGCCUUGCAGCCUCCUCCUCGGUUAUCAGUCCCAUCCUGUCACCAGUGUCCACCAAACUCAAGAGCAACAUGCCGGCUGUCAGCAAACCACAAGAGGAAAUUGAGGCUCGGCCCGAAAUGGAAUCGGAUAAGAAGCUUGACAAGUUGGAGAGUUUCUUGGGACGUCUCAAUAGCAAAGUGGCAGGUCUGCAGGAAACAACACUAACAGUGACUGAGAAGGCCGUGAAGGAGGUGAUGAAGCUGGACGACGAAAUCUUCUCCAAGUUCUACCGACGCGUUGCUGAGUUUCCACGCCUGCCCACCAGGAUCGAGAUCAGUGAGGACUUCGAUAGCAUCUUCGGCUGUCAGGGACCCAAGUUAACUUCAGCCAUGGUGCAGCACAAGCGGUCGGUGCGUCCGUCCAGGAACGUGCAGUCGUCCAGAAACCCUCUGAAGAAGCUGGCAGCCCGAGAGGACAUCAGACACGAGUACACUGAGCAGAGGCUCAACGUGGCUCAGCUGGAGAGCAAGAGGAUGAAGGCUGAGAAGAUGACUAAAACCUCAGAGUACUCUGAAGCUGCUCUGGCAGGUCUGGCCAGUAAAGAGAACUUCAGCAGCGUGAGUCUCCGCAGCGUCAACAUCUCGGAGCAGAUGUCCAACAACAGCGCCGUGCCGUACAAGAACCUAAUGCUGAUGCAGGUUAAAGGUCGUCGUCACGUUCAGACCAGAUUAGUGGAGCCGAGAGCGUCAUCGCUGAACAGCGGAGACUGUUUCCUGCUGGUGACUCCGGAGCACUGCUUCGUCUGGAUAGGAGAGUUCUCAAAUGUGAUCGAGAGGGCAAAGGCGAUAGAUUUGGCCACUUUCCUCCAAACCAAGAAGGACAUGGGCUGCAGGGCGAACGAGGUGCAGACUGUGGAGGAGGGAGUGAACCCACAGGGUCCAGACCACCAGCACUUCUGGACCAUCUUAGGAGGACAGUCGGCUUAUCAACCUGCGGGUCCACCGGAGGAGGAUGAGCAGUUUGAAAACGCCAUCGUGGAAACCAACUGUAUCUUCAGGCUGCUGGACGACAAACUGGUCCCUGAUGAUGAAGAGUGGGGGAAGGUCCCUCACAACUCGCUGCUGGCUUCCAAAGAGGUGCUGGUGUUUGACUUUGGCAGCGAGGUGUACGUGUGGCACGGUAAGGAGGUGACUCUGGCCCAGAGGAAAGUCGCCUUCCAGCUCGCCAAACACCUCUGGAACGGUACGUUUGAUUACACCUGCUGUGACGUCAACCCGCUGGACCCCGGCGGCUGCAACAAACUCAUACCCAGAAAGGGCCAGGGCCGUCCUGAUUGGGCGAUAUUUGGCAGGUUGACAGAGCACAACGAGACAAUCCUGUUCAAGGAGAAGUUCAUGGACUGGACCGAAGCGAAGGCGGUGACACCAAAGGAAGGCGGCGAGCUGGUACCUGAGCAGAAGGAGGCCCCGGGGCGAGAGUGCCAGCCCUACGACGCCACCCUGAUGCUUCCCUUCCUCCAGUCGUCCAUUUCCACCAUCUUGGACGGAGUAAACGUGGGCCGUGGUUACGGUCCGGUGGAGACUGAGGACCACAUGAGGAUCCAGGAGCUCAGCACGGUGUCGGUGGACGUCUGGCACAUCCUGGAGUUCGACUACAGCCGCCUCCCACGCCAGAGCAUUGGUCAGUUCCACGAGGGAGACGCCUACGUGGUCAAGUGGAAGCACAUGGUCAGCACCUCAGUUGGUCGCCGGCAGAACCCUGAGGCGAGGAGCACCGGACCGGGGAAAGAGAAAUGCUGCUAUUUCUUCUGGCAGGGCCGACACUCCACCGUCAGCGAGAAGGGGACGUCAGCCCUGAUGACGGUGGAGCUGGAUGAGGAGAGGGGAGCGCAGGUUCAGGUGCAGCAGGGGAAGGAGCCUCCGUGUUUCCUUCAGUGCUUCAACGGAGGGAUGAUCAUCCAUGCUGGCAAAAGGGAGGAGGAGGAGGAGAACACUCAGAGUGAUUGGCGUCUGUACUGUGUCCGGGGCGAGGCGCCGGUAGAAGGCCACCUGCUGGAGGUGGCGUGCCACUGCAGCAGCCUGCGCUCCAGGGCCUCCAUGAUCUUGCUGAACAUCAACAAGGCCAUCAUCUACCUUUGGCACGGCUGCAAGACGCAGCUUCACACGCGCGGCGUGGGAAACACGGCUGCGCUCAAAAUCAAAGAACAGUGCCCCCUGGAAGCAGGUCUCCAUAGCAGCAGUAAGGUGACCAUCCAUGAGUGUGAUGAGGGGGUGGAGCCUCCAGGCUUCUGGGAGGCUCUGGGCAGAAAGGACAGGAAGGCGUACGACUGUAUGCUGCAAGAUCCCGGUAAAUUCAACUUCACCCCGCGACUCUUCCAGCUGAGCAGCACAUCUGGAGAAUUUGUGGCGACCGAGUUCUUCCACCUGUCCAGAGCGCCGGACCUGGUCAGCUCGCUGCCUUUCCUGCAGGAAGACCUGUACAACGCACCCCAACCUGCGUUGUUCCUGGUGGAUAACUUCCAUGAAGUUUACCUGUGGCAGGGCUGGUGGCCUCAGGACAGUGAGAACACCGGCUCGGCUCGUAUCCGCUGGGACUCGGACAGGAAGUGUGCAAUGGAGACGGUGCUGCAGUACUGCAAAGAGAGAAACGAGAAGAAACCUCAGAAGUCGUAUCUGAUACACGCCGGUCUGGAGCCGCUCACCUUCACCAACAUGUUUCCCAGCUGGGAGCACAGGGAGGACGUGGCUGAGAUCACAGAGCGGGAGGCAGAGGUGUGUCACCAGAUCAUCCUGGUGGAGGACGUGUUGGCCCGGCUCAGUCAGAACACCUUCCCUCUGGAUCAGCUCCAGGCCCGGCCGCUCCCUGAGGGAGUCGACCCCCUCCGUCUGGAGCUCUACCUGUCCGACCAGGACUUUCAGACCAAGUUGUAGGUGGAUUCAGAAAGCUUUGGAGAUGAAGAGAGAGGAAUACGAAGGUCUGCCAGGGUGGAAGCAAGUGAACCUAAAGAAAGCCAAAGGACUGUUUUAAGUUUGAACCGAAGAUGGCGUGUGAGGAGUGGAACAGCACAGAUGGAGAAACAGGAAGUGUCACAUUAACCUUUAAACUUUUAGUGUUACCUCGUGAGGACGCCGGUGACAGAAGAAGUCACAGAGUCUCGAAGAAGGAACCGGAACCUGAGGAGAAACCUACACGAGCCCCGGAGACGCAUUCGCCUUGCUUAUAGUCACGUUUUACUUCUCAACUUUGUUAUUAAGUAACAAAACUAAACUCAAGUGGUUUGACCGAAGGUACAAACAAACUGCACCUUGCUCUGGUUCAUACAUGGUGUGUCUUUGGAGUCUCCUCCGAACACUUAACGUCACCUCUCGUGGACGCUCGGUGUCAGAGUGCCAUGCUAUGAUUGUGUACGUAUGCGUGUGUGCGACUGUAUAUAAUGUUUGUAAGUGUGCGUACUGUUCAUUUGUGUAAAUGUGUGUUUAGAUGCGUUUGUAUUUAUGUAAAGAAAAAAAAAAAACAAUCCUGUCAUGUCAGGUGUUGUGUUUUAUUUUGUCUACAGUGUCCGGAUGCUGUCAGGCCGUGUAGGAAACUCGUGUCGCUCGACCGUGACGUGGCUCUGACUCAGCGAGAGCAGAGUUGUAACUGAACGGUUUGACUUUGACGAGAGGAGACGCAGCAGCUCGGUGAAUCAGAAUGUAUAGUGCCUUGCUUUUUGUGUACAGUUUAUAUACAGAAAAUUCUAGUCUGCAUUUUUAAAGACUUUCUUUGUGAUAUAAGACAUAGUGAAAUAAAUCACAUUAAGGCUCAAA